Messenger RNA from Bactrocera oleae (olive fruit fly), 4572 nucleotides. NCBI's taxonomy places the organism in Eukaryota, Metazoa, Arthropoda, Insecta, Diptera, Tephritidae. The record is from RefSeq and is a predicted model, not a curated record.
UAGCACUCGCAAGCGCUUUUGCACUCGCAUUUGCAGUCGCAGCGGUCGCAGGCGCAGCCGCAACAUCUUCUUCUUAGCGCAGCGCACUCCAAAAGAAAAGCCUUCGAACUUAUAUAACUACUUAUUAGCUCGGCAUAUACUUUAGUUAUUCAGUCACCUCUCUACGGUCAAGUUCGCUUUCUUCCUUUCCAAAAGCCAAAAAACCGAAUCGGAUAUUUUUGCCUCAAAUAAACAAAACACAACCGGACACAAUUUGCUGAAACAUAUACAUAGUGUAUGUGUGUGCUUUUUAUCUGAAGCAAAGUGUAACGAAUAAUUUUUUCGGAAAGUUUAACAAGUAGUGUGUGCUUGCGUGUGUGCAUAGCCAAAUUUAACGGGAAAGGAGUCAAAUUAUAUAGUUUGGUUAUUCUGUCGUGUUUUGGAUGUUGCGAACUUUUGAAAAUUUCAACGAGUGAAAUUUCUGCUCAAGAAAUAAGCAAAUCGAAUUCAGCAAAAAUUUUAAAAUUCAAAUAAAUUAAACAAAAAAUAGGAGUCUGUGCAUCCUGCCAAUCGCAGCAUACUGCUGAGGCUUAAAGUGUUAAGGGAUUAAAAUUAAAAAUAAAAUACUAAAUAAUACAAAGCAACUCUUUGCUGUUAUAAACAGCAAUCAAAAAAAAAACAAAAAGCAAGUGCAAUAGUGUUGAAACUAUAAGAAAACAGUAUAAACAGCAAGCCAGGAUAACGCUUUGGCGAGUUUCGACUGCAGCAAACGUGCAACGCACAAGAAAAAUACAUGACUUCAGAGCAUUUAAAAAUUUGCUGAAACAAAUAGAAGUUGCUCGCAAAGUUUUUCGCUGCAGUUUGGAUUUGGAUAUUAAUUAUAGCAACAAAUAAGCAUACUUAGAAAAGCAUAUCUAACGGCGUCCAUAAAUACCAUAACAGCGAUAGCAUUACAACAAUAAAAAGCAAAAACCAACAACUACAUUUAUAGCUAAACAAUCAAUUGCAAGCGGCAACAUGUUCUUUCGACGUUGCACAAUUUACCUCAUUGUUUUGCUGCUGGUGGCAAGCACCGCGUCUGCGGCACGUAAAACCAAACGUCCGGUUAAGCCGGCCAAAACGUAUCCCCGCAACAAUAUAACACCAGCACCACCAGCUGCCGCAGCCGCUGCGGCCGCUACCAGCGCUGGCAGCGUUGCUGCUGCUCAACAAGCUGCCGCUGUCACCACACCGGCUGGCGGCAGUAGCACAACGCAUGCGCCGCCUAACAUUAGCAGCACCACAGCUACGCCAACACAAAUUGGCAGCGGCAAUUAUGCCGGCAGCGCUGCUGGUGAUGAGAGUACCGGAAGUGACGGUUUUGUGGUCGGCAAUGAGCUGCCCAAACCGAUGACACCAUUGUCGGAGGCCAGCACCGGCAGCACUGGCGCUGCGGCGGCAUCCGCUUCGGCUGAGAGUAAAACGGACCGUCCGUCGGCCACGUUAUCACCAAUCGAAGAAGACUGUGAUCCGGAUAUGAUUGGAUUCGAGAUUAUCACUGGUUAUGUUCUCUCGGCGCCAACUAAAUUGCUUGACACGCUGCCCGGCAUACUGAUGCUGACUGAUUGCUUGGAGGCAUGCCAGGCGAACGAAUCAUGCAGUGCAGUUAAUUACGAGACCGGUCUAUGUGUAUUAUUUAGAACCACCGCUGAUGUAUUGCCAGGUUCACUUUCGCGUUCGCAGUUUCCAGUUUUUACCAUCUACGCACAGAAAUCCUGUUUGGGCGUGCGUCCCUGCUCGAAGGCCUGGUGCAUUGAUCGCGUUCAAGGUUAUCGUCUAGUGGAGCAUGUCAAAUCUAGCCAGACUGUCUAUUCGCGCCGUGACUGCUUGGAAUUGUGCUUGGGCGAAACUGAAUUCACUUGCAGAUCCGCUAACUUCUAUCGUCAUUCUGGUUUGUGCGAACUCUCCGAUAUGGAUCGUAUCACUUUGACUGGCGCUAAUAAUGUGGAACCCUACGAUGGUGCUGAUUACUUGGAGAAUAAUUGCGCUGAGGAGCCCAGCAAGUUGUGCGAAUUCAAACGUAUCUCUGGCAAAAUUUUGAAAACAGUCGACUCUGUCUAUCAAGAUAUCAAUAGCAUUGAUGAGUGCCGCGAUUUGUGCUUAAACUCACCCUACAGAUGCCACUCAUACGACUACAAUGACACUGGCGAUAUGGUCUGCCGUCUCUCACAUCACAGCCGCGCCACACUCACCGAUGUGCUCGACCCCUACUUGGAUGUACCAGAGGCUGCAACCUAUGAACUCUCCUCCUGCUACAAUGUGUCCAUUGAAUGCCGAUCUGGCGAAAUGAUCACCAAAAUACGCACAUCAAAACUGUUCGAUGGCAAAGUCUACGCUAAGGGUUCCCCCAAAUCGUGCUCAGUCAAUGUUAACAACUCACUCGAAUUCGAUUUCCGCAUGGGCUACAACGAUCUCGAGUGCAAUGUGCGUCAGAGCGCUUAUGGCCGUUACAUGAACGAUAUUGUCAUUCAACAUCACGAUAUGAUUGUGACGUCCUCUGAUUUGGGUUUGGCUGUCUCUUGUCAAUACGAUCUAACCAACAAAACGGUUUCGAAUGAUGUUGACUUGGGUGUCACUGGCGAGAUUGAAUCAUCACUCAGCGAAGAGAUCAUUAUCGACUCACCGAAUGUGAUCAUGAAGAUCACCUCACGCGAUGGCAGCGACAUGAAACGCAUUGCUGAAGUUGGUGAUCCGUUGGCUCUGCGCUUCGAAAUUGUCGAACAGAACAGUCCCUAUGAGAUUUUCGUGCGCGAAUUGGUCGCUAUGGAUGGCACAGACAAUGCUGAGAUCACACUGAUCGAUGCCAACGGUUGCCCCACCGAUCAAUACAUCAUGGGCGCCAUACAGAAAUUGUCGGCCAAUCGCAAAGUGCUCGUGUCGCAAUUCGAUGCCUUCAAGUUCCCCUCCUCCGAGGUGGUGCAAUUCCGCGCGCUUGUCACACCCUGUAUUCCACGCUGUGAACCAGUGAUCUGCGACAAUGAGGAUGCUGUUAUGGGUGGCGCUGAUGCCAAAUCGCUUGUGUCGUACGGACGCAGGAGACGUUCAGUGGCAAAUGGAACUGAUGGCGCUGAAUUCUUGUUGAGCACGAUUGCGCAUGCCCAACGUGAGAAACGCGAUGUGAACGGCAACAGCAAAAACAACAACAAUGUAAGUGACAACAAAAAGACCGCCGCCGAUGACAACAUACUGCUGGUGCAAUCCAUUCAAAUCACCGAUAAAUUUGGCUUCAAUCAAGAGGAUACCGACGCGUUGGGCGCCGAUCACAAACUGUACGCCGGCAUUGGCGACGAUGCGCUCACCUGUCUCAAUGGUUAUGGUCUCAUCGUGGCCGGUGCACUGUUCCUGCUAGCCCAAUUCACCAUUUUCAUCAUCUGGAAGACCGUGCAGAAGCGCUCGAAGAAAGAACGCUACCUGUACCAGCACGAAUCGGCAACGGCUGCCGUCAACUAUGGCGCACCUACUAUGGUUUACGGCCAAGCGGGCGGCUCACAUUGCGGCGGCGUCACUGUGGCCUCGCACUCAGGCUCCAGCAACGCCAGCGACACGCUGGGCAAGCUCUAUGAUAGCGGCAUGACGGGACGCUACGGACAGCAAUAUUAAAGGCAAAUGAUAGAUUGACACGUGGGAGACGCCAAAAGUAUUCCACACAAUUAACUAUACAUAAAUUUAUACGAGAAACAAAAGAGAAAAAAUCCAACAACAAAAUACAGGACAUAUAUACAGACAAGCACACGAACACAAGCUACAGCAUUACAUACACACACACACAUAGCAUUAUAUAGAACAAAAAAACACACACGUACACAUAUUUAAUAUAUAAAAUCACAAGAUGUUCGAGGCUUAGGCGUUAGUUGUCCUUAUUUAUAUUUAGGCAUCACUUUUUUUACUUUUAUACGUAACGAAAUUAAUGAAAAGCAAACUUGCAAAACUUGCAAAAAAAUUAUAUUUUAUAUACAGUAGCCUAUUUUAGUUCUAAGUAAAGUAGUUUUAUACUUAGACAAGAAAACUGAAGACUUUUCCAACAGCAAAGCGAGUGUGGGGGUAAAAGUAAAAGCGCAAAAGUCAAAAAAAGCAAAUUUGGGACAUUUUUAUUUCACUUUUUUCCCCUAAAUCACGCAUAUCUAUCCAAACUAGUAAACUAAUUGCAUUGGAAAAACUUGUUUAGCACUUAAAAAAAAUUAUAUAAAUAAAUUUACUUUAGUUUAAGCUAAUUUAGUUAAGGCGGGUGAGAAUUACCUAUUCGACAGUUGUAAAAUGCCAACGUAUGCGCGCUUCUAACGGUGAUAUCCGCCGGCCGUAAGCGCAUGAACCGACCAACAACAAACGAGUGAUUAUGAAAAAUAAUGAACCGUUAGACUGAAGACUACACACACACAAACAUACACACACAUACACCACGUUACGAAUACACGAAUGCUGUUGAUUCGUUGGUUACCGUUUUGAGCCGAGAUCGCUGUUUAGGACUGCGCAUUGUAAGCAAAGCAAAGGAGAAGAAAUUAUUUAAAAAGAAUUUUAUGUUAACAAGACGCAAAUAAAAUGAAAAACUAAAACUAA